AUGGUCUGUGUCUGGAAUGCUAUGGUGGCGAUGUAUGUCAAGUGCCGGGAACUGGAAGAUGCGCACAGGGUGUUUGAUGGAAUGCCUGUGAGGGAUGUUGUCAGCUGGAACACGAUGGUUUCCGGGUACGCAUCGAUGGGUAUGUCGGGCGAGGAGCUGCUACAGAGGAUUCCUGGGGCGAACAUUGUCACCUGUAAAGCAAUCGCAGUGGGAAAUUUGAAGGCAGGGAACUACGACGAGGUGACAAGGUUGGUGUCGCGGAUGAGGAGUUCCCAUGGUCCACGGCUGGAUUUUGGACUUGUGAUUGGCCUCAAGGCAUGUGGUAAGAGUGGUUAUCUGAGGAUCGGCAGGGAGUUGCACGGUGUGGCUGUUCGUCUAUGCUUUGAUGGGCUUGAACGGGUGGAGAAUUCGUUGAUCACAAUCAUUCAGCCACUAUUUGUCAAGAUGUUUGAUGUAUUUUGUAUUGAACCAAGGGUGGAGCAUUUUUCUUGCAUGAUCGAUUUGUACUGCCGUGAAGGUUUGCUGAGGAUGGCUGAUGAGAUAAUUGACAAGAUGCCAUUCCAGCCAACUGCUGCAAUGUUGGCAACUCUUAUUGAGGCUUGCAGGAUCCAUGGUAAAACGGAAAUUGGGGAUCGAGCUGCAAAGAGGCUGCUGGCGAUGAGGACGAACAACCCUGGCCACUACAAUUUGAUUGCAAACAUGCAUAUAUCAGCAAAUGUUGUCAGAACUAGCUAA
Phragmites australis (common reed) is the source of this 735-nucleotide messenger RNA. RefSeq names its product pentatricopeptide repeat-containing protein At1g71490-like. The coding region runs from base 1 to 735 and encodes 244 amino acids. Gene Ontology annotation, biological process: RNA modification. NCBI's taxonomy places the organism in Eukaryota, Viridiplantae, Streptophyta, Magnoliopsida, Poales, Poaceae. The transcript is spliced from 2 exons. Gene Ontology annotation, molecular function: protein binding; RNA binding. The record is from RefSeq and is a predicted model, not a curated record.